Messenger RNA from Mercurialis annua (annual mercury), 836 nucleotides. Its product is annotated as ethylene-responsive transcription factor ERN1. NCBI's taxonomy places the organism in Eukaryota, Viridiplantae, Streptophyta, Magnoliopsida, Malpighiales, Euphorbiaceae. The record is from RefSeq and is a predicted model, not a curated record. The coding region runs from base 10 to 798 and encodes 262 amino acids. The transcript has a single exon. Gene Ontology annotation, molecular function: DNA binding; DNA-binding transcription factor activity. Gene Ontology annotation, biological process: regulation of DNA-templated transcription.
AACCAAACUAUGAAUCAAUCCUCUUGUCUUUCAUACCAAAUGAAGUACCAAUCUCAAAAGCACCCAAAGGAAACCAAAACCAAAUUUAUUGGGGUUAGACAAAGACCUUCCGGCAAAUGGGUUGCAGAGAUCAAAGACACCACACAGAAGAUCAGAAUGUGGCUCGGAACAUUCGAAUCCGCGGAAGACGCUGCUCGUGCUUACGAUGAGGCUGCUUGUCUGCUCCGCGGUUCCAAAACUCGAACCAACUUCACCACCGCACAUUUUCCUACGAAUUCUCCCAUUUCUAUUAAAAUUAGAAACCUUCUUAACCAUAAAAUCAGCCUUAAACAGAACUGUCAUCUCACAACUGCCUCAAAACCAACUUCUAAAACUAAUGAUGUUUUUGUUUCUGAUACUGCCAAUCUAAGUUUUCGGUCUGCUAAUUCCGAUUUCACUUCUUUAUUAAACAUCGGUGCUCAACAAGACAACCAACCUUCAUUUGAUGAUGCGUACCGACCGGACUUGAGUGAGUGUGUUCCGCGAUUCGAACCAGGUUCAUCUCAAUUUUACUACUCUUCAUUGCCAUUUCCAACUGAGUUUGAUCAGUUGCCAUCAAUUCAAGAAGGUAUCGAGUUGCCUGCUGCGAAUCAUCAAGUAGAAUCAGCUGAAUUCGAACGGAUGAAGAUAGAAAGACAGAUAUCAGCAUCAUUAUAUGCCAUGAAUGGAGUAAAUGAGUGCUUGGAGAUUGCUUGUGAUCCAAGUAAUGUUUUUUGGGAUUUUCCCAUUCGGAUGAAUCAGAUGUUCUGUCCCAGUUGAUCUUUUCUCUGAAUUAUGUUAAACAAUUUGAUACCUAA